GUGGUCUGUAGAAGCGCUGGGAUCUGAGAGGAGGAGAGAAGGAGGAAGGGGAGGAGGAAAAAAAACUUGCUGGCACCGCCUGCCAGAUUCACAGCGGAUCUCAGCAAUUUAUCGCAUCGCCGCAUCUAACCCUAAAGUCUCUGUAAGUGAGUGAGCCGGAUAGGGUGUUUACAUCCAGUCUGUAGAGCUGUUCCUCGCAGUGUGGACUUCACACACACACACACACACACACACACACACACACAGGGAGUUGUUUCGCUGCUGAUGCCGGGGAGAUAAAUCCUUUAUCCCCCAUCUCCUCCUCCUCUUCUCUCGCCAUCUCUUAUCUCCCUCCCCUGCGCAACUGAGUCGACACCGGUGGCAUAUUGGACGCGCUGGAUGGCUGCUGCACUUAUCGAACCGGUGUGAAUCUUUUCUUUUUCUUUUUUUUCUUUUCCCUUUCUUUAACUUCAUCAUCCUCUGCCUCUGAGUCUGACAACAAAACAACAACUGCAGAAACAAUGACAGACCCGGCGACCCAAGAGUCCUACCCUGUCCCAGACCCGACUAUUGUGGAUCCCUGCCCCGCCACGGUGCGGAACGGCCAGUGCGCCCCGGAUGGCUUCACUAACAACCAUCACCAGCAAGACAAACCCCCCGGCCAGCCCGAGCCGUUCACCACGGGCCAGGAGAUGAGAAUCACAGACAGUGUGGAGGGAGAAGGUCUCCUCGAGAGCAGCAUGCGCCUGAAGCCCCAUGAGGCCCAGAGCUACAGGAAGAAGGCGCUCUGGGUAUCCUGGAUCUCCAUCGUGGUCACACUCAUACUGGCUGUGGCAGCUUUCACUGUAUCAUUCAUGAGACACAGCGCGUCAGCCUUUGGAUUUGCUUUUGAUGCCACGCUGGACGUCCUAUCAUCAGUCAUUGUCCUCUGGCGCUACAGCAAUGCAGCAGCAGUGCACUCUGCGCACAGAGAGUAUAUAGCGUGUGUGAUCCUUGGGAUUGUGUUUGUUCUCUCCUCCGUAUGCAUCCUUGGAAAGGCCAUCCAUAAUCUGGCGACCAAGAUGCCGCCAGAAGUGGAUGACUUCCUCUUCAGUGUGUCCAUAGUGAGCGGAUUCACAUGUGCUGUGCUGGCUGUGGCCAAGUUCAUGUUGGGAAGAGUGCUGACUAGUCGGGCACUUAUCACUGAUGGGUUUAAUUCUAUGGUUGGAUCUAUCAUGGGAUUUUCCAUUCUGAUCAGUGCUGAAGUCUUCAAGCACCACGCUGAUGUCUGGUUUCUGGAUGGCACCAUCGGAGUUCUCAUUGGACUCAUCAUUAUGGCAUAUGGGAUCAAACUCCUGAGGGACAUGGUGCCCCGUGUGAGGCAGACAAGGAACUACGAACGCUUUGAGUGAGAUGUGUGUGUGUUGAGCAGACGAGCAGGUUCACACAUACACACACACACACACACACACACACACACACACACACACACACACACAUACACCCACACACCUGGAUGCCUCCUUCCCUCCUUCCCUCCUUCCCUCCUCUCUCUGUCUUUCAUAAACACACUUUAGCUGCACAUACAUUCAGACGUUACACACCCCUGUUCUCAAACACAUGCAUAUAUACACAUAUGAUGUAUAUACCGUAUAUAGCACAUUCGUACAUGCAGACAAUAACAUCAAUGCGAACGCACGCACACACACACACACACACACAAACACACACACAAUGUCUGAGGGACUUUGCUGGAAAAGGACAAGAUUGAAGACCUCCUCCUGGAACGACAGUAUUUCAUUUCAAUUCUUCUUCUUCUGCUCUUCUUCACUUUUUGUCCAUGAAACCACAAGUUUAACCAGCAAGCAUUUUACAUUUGUUCAAACUGGACAUACAGUAGCUGCUGCUAAGAUGACACCAUUCACAUAUCUCAAUUGUCACCCUGCAAGAAACUACAGUAUAUUAAUUUGUCCUUGUGGGUUCAGCUGUUGUCUCGGUCAACAUCAAAAUCAAAAUGUAUCAAAUCAUGUAGAAAACAUAUAAAAAAGAAAUUAAUUCCAUGUUGAGCCAAACUCUCCACCAAUGUAAUAUAGCUAUGUAGCUGUUCCUUUCCUAAAACACAAAGCAGAACCAGUCAACACAUCACCAGCCUCCUCCCUUCAGCCACUAUACAUCCUAAUUUGUUUCUGAAAGAAAGAAGAGAGGAAGUGGAAAGCAGAGAGGAAGAGACUCAGAAAGAGAGCAUGUAAGCAGUGCCAAGUCAGCAAACACUGCGUUCUCUGAAAGGUGAACAGCACCAGUGAACACGGUGAGGUCGGCCUUCAUCUAUAACCUCUACAACUAAAAAUCAAGCAGAAAAGACACUAAGGACAAAUAUUUGCCAGACAAUGGCUAUAAACCUAAGUGCACAAAGCUUAUGUUAUUUGACCUACUGCAUUCGUAUUACAUUGUGUAGUCCGUUGCACUGUAUGUGAUGUGUCCGAGCACAAAUUAGCAAACUUUUCUUGCUGCUUCAGUGUUUGUUGCUGACAGUUGAGCACAGUGCCCAUACUGGGUGAUUAAAAACGAACCAGUAAAUGAUUUCAGGGUAUUUAACCUGCUUUGCUGCUUUGUCAUAACUGCUGUUUUCUGACUUUACAUCCUGUGUGUUUCCUUGCCAUAUAUUGUACAUACAGAAUUUUGUUUGAUUUGUUUACAAAUCAGUUAUUUACUGAAGUCCAUUCUGAUCCUUUUUUUUACUUGAAACGUACAUUGACAAAAUAAAAUUUUACCAGGCAAUAGCUAAGUUUUUAUAAGGGUAAGAUGGAAAAAGCACAUCAAUAUUUAUCUUGUGGUUUUGCUGUAUCACCCUUUCAGGCUUAGAUAAUUAAUAAAUGUAAAGGCACUGCAUAACUCUGCAGGAAAGUUUGCUAUAAUCCUGUUAUUUAUCCUUUUCUCUGUGGCACUUUGUAUUGAAUCCAGUCGGGGUAUUAAUUACUCUUAUUAUUUUAUUCUUCUUUUCCCCCCCAUUUUGACUGCAAUGUUCAUAUGGGAAAGAUGAAACCUAAGAUGAAGCUAAGCACAAUGACAAAGAUAAAGAAGUCUGUGGGAAUAUGAUUUACACUGCAUAUGAUUUGUUUUUUCCUGUGUCUGCUUACCUGCUGAUUCCUAUUUGUUCUGCAUGUUCCCAUUGUUAUCAUUCAUUAUUAUGUGCAAUGAACAGAAUGUAAAUAGAAACCACACAGUCUGUAAAUAUGUUUAUUACAGUUUGGGUGCGUCAGUAACAGCAGUCACAAAUAGUCAUAGCGCUUUAAGGCCAACAUAACAGGCUUUUUUGGAGUAGACAGCUCAUAGUUAAAGUACAGGAUGAUCAGUGUUGCAUAUACUUAAAAAAUGUUUACUCUAGUGCGCAUAUACUGUAAAUGUUGCUUUAUAUAUUUACCGUAGAUUAUUGGUGAAAUGAAAUGACAAGUCUUACUGUAAGUUUUUGCACUGUAAAUGGAAAUCUCAGAUUGACUGUAGGUGUGAUCCGACAACACUGUCCAAGGCUCAGCUGUGCUUUACAAUUUUCCUUUAUAUCACUUAUUAGAAGCUAUGAAAAAAAGAAAACAAAAAAAUUGAUGUGGGGAUUGUUGUCUUCUUGGAGGAUACCUUUGUCUAACCAAAGCAUCUCUAAAUGUUCAAUUAGAUUCAUGAAUUUUAAUACAAUUCAAACAUUGAUUUUAUACAAAUUCAGCUAGUCUAAUCAAAUUAUAAAUAAACUGAUAUAAAUAAUGCAUAGGUACUUUCCUAUGUGUAAACAGAUAAACUGUUGGAGGCCUAAGGUUUCCUUCUGCAAAUGUGAAUCCAUGAUGCUUGUGAGCCCCCUCGUGGUUGCAAGCCACAUGACAAGAGAAUUCAUUAGUAUUCAGUGCACUGGAUCCAGGGGAGAGAGUCUAAAUUUAUCCCAGGCUGAAGACAGUUACAAAGCCUUGGACAGUGACUGUGAAGGGGCCUACAUCCUCUCUGCACUGUAAUUAUCAACUCUGAGUUCACAUAUACUGGACAAGGUGCAAAGUUAUUGGUAUUAUCUUUAGCUCCAUUGUGUGAAGAAUAAGGAUUAGCUAGAAACUGAGGGUGUGAAUCUCACACCACUUCAACUCACCAACAGCACACUGAUUUGUAAUGUUUUCCCCUGUCUCUGAUGCAUAGAAGACAAUCUCUACAAUGACUUUUACAAGCAAAGCACAGUGUUUACAUGCGGACACCACCACACAAGGCACAGAACAAAGCAAUUCUAACUCAGUCACAGUAACAGUAUGUUUUACUAGCUCUAUUGCUCAUAUGAUAAACUAAUGUGUUCAGAUAAACUGGAGACUAUUUUGAUCUUGGCAACAAAGUCCGUUCUACCUCUCUUCUUUGCUCUUUGUUUUAUUUUCAUGCCACUUCUCUUGUGCACAUUCAUGCUACAGAAACCUUAGCUGAGUACUGUGAUUGUGGCCCUGGCCCCCUUAUAUUACUUAGUGGUGGGGGGUCUUUGAAGCUGUUGCAUUCACUGUAAAUCAUUGGGUAAGUGCAAGAGUAAACUCUCCCAAUCACCACAGUAAUAUUUGCAUCUGAUUCAUUUAAAAAAAAAAAAAAUGUCCCCUGCCCUUUGAAAUGUUUUGACUUUCAUGCUCCAUCUCAAUAGAAAAAACUGUAGAUGUGUGAAAAAUGCCCCCUGAACAUACAUUUCUUGUUUGCACAAACACAAAACCUCAAACCUCAAAUCAUCAUCUGACACAAAAUAUCAAUUCAUGUAAUUGUUUCAUAAACAUCUCAGAAACAUGUCAAAUUCUGCAGCUUGAUGAACUGUGCCAAAUCACUGAGACCAUAUGUCCGCUCUUUUUUGUGUAUCUUAAUUGUACUUGUAUUGAUGAAUGGACUUAUUAACAUUAUUGCCCCAGAAAAGGCAUCAGACCAUUCAAUUUACUUAAUUUUACAAAAUUAUGAUAGCAAUACUAACCACUCUGUUACUAUAGGCUUUGCAUGGGCUCAUAAAAACCCUUACAGCUUCAGUGGUUACGAAUGCAUUGCAGCCAUACACACACACGCACACACACACACACACACACACACACACACACACACACACACACACAGAUAGAAAUGUGUAACUGAAAUGACAGUAAAGCUGACUAUGUAACAGAAUUAUUAUUUGUCUGUUUGUACAGUAAUGAUAUCAGUGGUAUUACAGAUGAUGUAAACACCAUUUAUUUAUGUAAAAGAACAAUGAUAUCUCUUUGUCAUAGAGCAAAGUUUUAUUGAUUAAUAAAGUUUUAUCCUGCUUAUUCAUCAA
Messenger RNA from Seriola aureovittata, 5254 nucleotides. Its product is annotated as transmembrane protein 163-like. Lineage: Eukaryota; Metazoa; Chordata; Actinopteri; Carangiformes; Carangidae. The record is from RefSeq and is a predicted model, not a curated record. Gene Ontology annotation, molecular function: zinc ion binding. The coding region runs from base 501 to 1370 and encodes 289 amino acids. The transcript has 8 exons. Gene Ontology annotation, cellular component: synaptic vesicle membrane.